AUGGAUAUCCUUUGGGCUAGCUGUCUGAUCUCCAACACAAUGUUGGAUUAUGGACAACACGCUGACUGUGAUCCGAUUUUCGAUGGUGAACUAUGUCUGAAUAGAGCAAAGCCAGAGGAAACUCUGGUUGAGUCUCGUAGAG
Molecule: messenger RNA, 142 nt
Organism: Racocetra persica
Lineage: Eukaryota; Fungi; Glomeromycota; Glomeromycetes; Diversisporales; Gigasporaceae
Source: the annotation of a GenBank genome assembly